UCAUCUCAGGCAUGUAUCCUGUCAUUUAAAAUUCAUGGUAUGCUUUGUUUGCGGUUUGUAAUCCUACAUUUUCUGGGAACUUGCCUAGGUUGUUCGGCAAUACCCUGCAUCAUGUGAACCUGAUGUCAAGUGCGCGCGGCUACUUGAAGUGAUCAACAACGCAAACCAGUGGUGUUUCACACUUGUUAAAAUUCUGAAAUAGAAUAGCUGACCCUCGGUGCAGCUCAGUUUUAGUUGACGGCAUUGUUUGAUAGGUAUUACGCUUAUUGAAGUGUUUAGUGUGUGAUGGGCGGUGGUAAGAGUAAGACUGCAUUUUGAUUUAAGUCAUUAGGUACUGGAUCACUGUUUUACCGGCUUCACCGACGUCACUCUCAUCAUUAGCUGGACUGUCACCGGCUAUUUCAGCUUUUCUGAUGGCUUGUCGACUUCAUGACAUCACUGAUUAAACGGAGGAUGGCUGUAGGAAUACCGCGUUAGAUUUGAAGGUGUGCGUGUGUGUGUUAGGGGGUGGGGGGGUUCUGGUCUGAUGCGGAAUACCGAGCACAUUAUCUGCUGACGGCUCGGCAAGCAAGGGUGGUUCCAGACAUCAGCUGUCUGUCCAUCAAAGCCAUGGGGAAGGACUACUACAAGACCCUAGGCAUCCAGUCUGGGUCUAACGAGGAUGAGAUCAAAAAGGCCUACAGGAAAAUGGCCCUUAAGUUUCACCCCGACAAAAACAAGGACCCCAACGCAGAGGAGAAGUUCAAGGAAAUAGCAGAGGCCUAUGAGGUGCUGAGUGACCCCAAGAAGAGGGUCAUCUUUGACCAGUAUGGAGAAGACGGUCUGAAGGCAGGUGGUGGCAGCACCUCAGGCAACUCAGGGAGCACCUACCACUACACCUUCCACGGCGACCCCCACGCCACUUUCGCCUCUUUCUUCGGCGGUUCCAACCCCUUUGACAUAUUCUUCGGCUCCAGCCGCACACGCAAUCACACGUCCAAUGGUUUUGGGGACCACGGCGACCAUCACCACGACAACGACGUGGACAUGGAUGGGGACGACGAUCCCUUUGGUCCCUGGGGCCACUUCGGCAGCAGCUUCAGCGCCUUCAACGGGCUCAACGGCUUCCACCACAGCAGCGCCGGCGGCGGCGGGGGUCGGAGGGCACAACGGGCUGAGCCCCUUCGCGGCCGGCGGCGCAUGCAGGACCCGCCGGUGGUGCACGAGCUGCGGGUCUCACUGGAGGAGAUCUUCCAUGGCUGCACCAAACGCAUGCGCAUCACACGGCGCCGCCUCAACCCGGACGGACGCAGCAUGCGCACCGAGGACAAGAUCCUCAACAUUGUCAUAAAGCGUGGCUGGAAGGAGGGCACCAAGAUCACCUUCCCCAAGGAGGGCGACGAGACCCCAGACAACAUCCCCGCCGACAUCGCAUUCGUGCUCAAGGACAAAGGCCACCAACAUUUCAAGCGCGAUGGCUCCAACAUCAUCUACGCGGCCAAGAUCAGCCUGAAGGAGGCGCUGUGUGGCUGUACCGUGAACAUUCCCACCCUCGACAACCGGGUGAUCCCACUGGCCUGCAAUGAUGUCAUCAAACCGGGCACGGCCAAGAGAGUACGGGGCGAGGGCCUCCCCCACCCCAAGAACCCCUCCCAGCGUGGGGACUUGGUAGUGGAGUUCCAGGUGCGCUUCCCAGACAGGAUACCCCCUCAGUCCCGGGAAAUCAUCAAACAGCACCUGCCACAGUCUUAGACGGGACUCCAUUGGGACCUGCUGUCUGUUUUGUCUGCUUUUUUUAUAUACACACGAACAUACAUGUUCAUAUACAUAAUGGCUGUCGUUACACAGAUGCUAAUAUAUAAAUAGAACACGAAAAUGGAGAGAGUGAAAGAAGGUGCCAAGAGGAGCCUCACUUCUUUCUCUCCUGCUGUUUUUAAAUCGCAGUUUGUAAACAAAUAGAAAUGGAUAGAUGCUGGCUUAUUUUUUUUUUUAAUCUGUGACAUUUUGUGAGGAUACCCCUUUUUUAAUUUUUAUUUUUUUUACUUCAGGAUAGGUUGGAAGGCAACCUCUCGUUUUUAAAAGCUAGUUGGAUGUUGUUCUCUUUUCCCUGAUGGAUUUACUCCGAAGAAGCUUAAAGACGGGAGUGUAUUCCUUUUUUUUUUGGAGAGGACUUCAAACUUAUUGUGUGAACUUCAUAUUGUCCCCGAUCAAACAUCAACACAUCCUGUCAUUAGGACUAAGUUCUUAUCUCAACCUAUUUAUUUUCUUUUUCCAGCCCUCAAUAAAGUGUAUUUUGUGACAAAGUUAGAGUUAAUUUGCAGUCACAGGCAAUCAGGACACACCAGCUACAUCAGGUGGGUACUUGAAGAAUUCUCAGAGCCCAAAUCAAACAAGGUGCUUUUGUGUGGCAAACUGCCUUAACUUUGGUGCAACAUGUAUGAAUCACAUUUCACACUGGGUGAGUGCCUUAACUUGGCUAAAACCAGCAUUCCUCUUGUAAAAGUCAUUGGUAUCAUGUCAGUCAUACAAUAAUUAUAGCAGAACAUCACAAUGCUACCUGAUUGAAGACACUGACAAUGAAUACUAUAGCUGCAAUGUCUCAAAGUAUUCCUUUACAGACAUGAAUGUUGACAGCUCCUGACCUCAAUCUGUCAGAUGGGCUUUGGUUGACAGGCAACAUACGACAGCAUACCUGUGUCAGUUUGGGCUCAAACCAUGGCAACACUGAACACUCUCUGUCAUUGAGCAUUCCUGAACACUCCAUGAAUUUAUGACCAGACAGGUGGCAGGUUGCUGUGGUUAGCUCUCUGGUCAUCAAACAAUAGAGUGGUUAAGUAGCCUAUUGUAUAAUAUGAAUCUUGAUUUGUAGUGUGGAAGUAAAUCACAAAGGCCUAAUGACAGAGGAUGCUCAGCACAAUGUUACCUAAAAACAGCUCAGUCUUCGGUGCGCACACCUAGUACUUUAGCCUAAUACUGCUGAUUGCUUUGUUAAAGGUACUUGCAGGGGUUUUGUUUGCUUCACACCACAACCUGGUGCUUGUCAUUUCUACAAACAUUUGUUUUCAUUUUUUUUAAAGGAGCUGUGAAAUGGUGUUUGUAUUUAAAAAAGGUUAUUUAACAAGUUUUAUCUGCAUUUGCUACAUUUGUAUCUGAUGUUGACGUUUUAGACGUUUCAAGGCCAUUUUCAGGACUUUGUACUAGUAAAGCAUGGCCUGGUCAAGUCUUGCUGUUAGGACUGCAGCUGAGCCACAGGAUCUGUAUGUGAGAACUGUUGCAAAAAGAAAGGAAGAAUAUGUCAAUGGUAGUCUCCAUCUGGCUGGAUCCUUACUGCUUUGUUUGUUUUGAGGCAGUUACAUUGGAUGUAAGUCCUUGUGUAAUUUUUGUUUUUACCAAUCACAUGCUUGGUGUUCUGUCACAGUCGUUGAAUCUGGGACAAGUGUAAAUGUGGGGUGUGUCGUUAAGUGGACAUGUUUGGUCAGGACAACUGGAUUGUGGCUCAAAACCCAGUCACUGGUUUGAUGAGGCUUUUCAAAUUUGGCAGAAUUACUCUGUCCCCACUUAAGCUUGGUGUGGAAGAAGAGCCUAAAGGGAGCCAGUGGCCUGGAUGCCCAAACAACAUGCUUACAGUGACAGUGGCAAAAAAAAAAGAAAAGUUGAAUGGAAGGAACUUUGAUCAGAACGGGUCGAAUUUGGGUCUCCUUCACCCAUGCUUGACCUGGAAGCUUGAGACGCUAACUGAAGGUCUUCUAUGUGAAUACGGAGGAUAUUGCUGCACAAAUGGUGAACAGUUUACGGAGAAAGAAGCAACAUGUCGUGGAUGUUUUUUGGGGCCCCUACCCCUCUCUGAAUGCAGUUCUGUGGUGGUGUGAUUGGAGCGUGGGUGUGAGUGUAAUGUCAUUGGAAAUAUCACAACCUUCAAUAGUCACAGUGUGUAUGUACCCCUCGGUGUUUGGUAACGCAUUUUACAAUGAAAUGAAAUAAACCAAAAAUGUUGACUAUA
This is a messenger RNA of Clupea harengus (Atlantic herring), 3979 nucleotides long. RefSeq names its product DnaJ heat shock protein family (Hsp40) member B5 (gene dnajb5). The record is from RefSeq and is a predicted model, not a curated record. Gene Ontology annotation, molecular function: protein-folding chaperone binding. Lineage: Eukaryota; Metazoa; Chordata; Actinopteri; Clupeiformes; Clupeidae. Gene Ontology annotation, cellular component: cytosol.